Trichomonas vaginalis G3 is the source of this 414-nucleotide messenger RNA. RefSeq lists its product as uncharacterized. Bases 1 to 414 code for a protein of 137 amino acids. The transcript has a single exon. NCBI's taxonomy places the organism in Eukaryota, Parabasalia, Trichomonadida, Trichomonadidae. The record is from RefSeq and is a predicted model, not a curated record.
AUGACUUCAAAAAUCACAGUAAAAGCUCGUUCAAAAACUUCAAUAUCCAAUGAUACAAGCGAACCUACUAUAUCAAAAAGCCCCAUGCCUACUCCAAGAAGGACAUCGACUUCAAUUAAGAAAAAAAUUAAAAAAGAUGAACCAAUAAUAUUAACCGGAAGACCCAUUGAAGUUAAAUCAUCAAAUACAGUUGGAUUUAAACAUGGAGGUAUUAAAACAGAACAAGAUUUGACUCAUUUUAGAAAUAUUUUUGAAAAAGAAACAAGCGAUGUUCAGGCUAGAUCAGUUUUCAGAGAAUUGGAAGAAAAGUUAUCUCAUGUGCCACUUGAUGAUUACGAAAAACUUGAACCUCAGGAUCAAUAUAAAAUUAUUCAACAGCUUCUAGACAUUUACAACUUUUCAUGGAACGAAUGA